AUGCCAGUAUCACCAGUAAUGACUAAAUCAACUUCAACGGCUUCAACAACAGCCAAUACUACUUCGUAUGAUACUGCUGCCACACAAACAUGGAUCACUUGUGGUGAAUGUGCAACCACUUUAGGUUUAAUUGUAUCGGCCAUCAAAUCAUUUGAAAGUGCCGUGAAUAGAGAUCCAGCAAAUGCUACUGCUUUAGUUGGAUUGUGUUCUUCCCUUAGGUUAAAUGAUAUCAGUGUCAACGAAACAGUUGGAUCACAAGCAGCCAUUGAAAAAUUGAAUAAAUCUCUUGAAUCAUUUCCAAGUUUAUCCAAGGAAGCCAACAUUUUCAAAGAAUUGUGUGAAUGUUAUUUAUUAGUUGGGUUAAAUGAUCAAGCUUAUCAAGCAGUUCAAUCUGCAAUACAAUUGGCUCCUCAAGACGCUUCACUAUGGUUAUUGAGUGCUCAGACCCUAAUUAGAGCUGGUGCAAGAGCUCAUGCCACUGGGAGUUUGGCCCACUGUUUAUCACUAUUACCAGAUGGCACAUUUUCCCUGACUGAUAUUGAAACUGCCAGAGCUGCCCAUGCCGAAUUGGCAGCCAUAUCAGCUGCCGAUGGUAACAUAGAACUCUCAAUAAAAGAAUUAAGAGCAACAUUAGAAUUACCUCCACCUCCAUUAUCGAGAAUUGACGAGUAUGUCGCGUUGGUUUGUGCAUUGGCAUCGGCUUUGGAACGUGACAAUGAUAUUCUUGGUGCCAUUAAAGUUUGUGAAGAUGGAGAACUGGUGGUUGGCAAUUCUCCAAGAAUACUAAUGUCCCAUGCUUAUCUAUUAUUGUCGAAUAGCAACACCAACGAUAAGGACGGCGCUGCUCAACAAGCCAUUAAUUUAUUGGCCAAAGUUGUUGAUAUAGACAAUGAAAGUGCAGUACAAGAGGGCAGUGACUUUUUACCCUGGUAUUUAUUGGGUAAAGCAUAUUCACAUUCAGAUCCUCGAUCAGCCUAUGAUUCUUAUCAAGUUGCAUUGCGUUGUGCUUCUAAUUGUUCAAUUAUUUGGCUAGCUGUGGGUAAAUUGUAUUUGGAGUUGAAACAAUUGAAAGAUGCUUUAGAAGCAUAUUCUCAAGCAUUGAAACUACAAUUGGGAGACGGCUCCAAUGGCACCGCUACUGCCUGGGAUGGAUUAAGUUGUGUUUAUGAAAGAUGUGAAGAUCAAUUGAUGGAUGCAUGUGAUGCUUGUAACAGAGCAGCAGUAUGUUUCAAAGCCAUGGGUGACAUUAAGAGUUGUCGCUUCUUUGAAGAUAGAGCCAUUGCCUUAGAAAAGGCUUCUAAAAAAGAGGGACCAAUGUUGAGUUUAAGGGAUCCACCCGACGUCCCAACUUUUUUGAUCAGAGAUAUUGUUGCAUUGGCACCCAAUGAAAGAAUUUCAUUUACUCAACAGCAACUACAAGCUCAACAACAGGCUCAGCAACGUGCCCAAGAACAGGCUCAACAGCAACAAGCACAACAGCAACAGCAACAACAACAAGCACAACAAGCGCAGCAACAACAACAACAAGCACAACAACAAGCGCAGCAACAACAACAAGCUCAAAAAUCGCAGCAUAUACAACAACAGAAUCAUAAUCAAUCACCUGUACCCCCACAACAUCAAGAAACAGCUAGAAAUAGUCCUCAAGUACCAAUUCAAACUCCGCAACAACCACCAGUUCAAUACCAAGGUCCAGCACCACCACCACAAUUACCACCUCAUCAACAGUAUCUUUAUCCUAUACCAAAGAAUUCGCCACGCCAACCACAAUUAUCAACUCCACAAAUUCAACAUUCCUGGUCUCCUCAACCCCAACAUCUUCAACAUCUUCAACAAUCGCCACAUCAAACUCAACAACAACAACAACAACAACAACAGCAGCAGCAGCAACCUGGUCCUCAUCAACAGCAACAACAAUUCUUUUACCCACCUCCACCACUUGGUCCAGGACAACCACAACCAAAUGGAGGACCACAUCGUUCGCCCAUGAACCCCCCACAAAUGAUUCCUGCAGGUGGUGGCCCUUAUGCUAUGGGUCCAGGAGGUCCCAACAAUGGUGCCCCUGGCUAUUACAACUAUGUAUCUGUUCCUGGCAGUGUACAAAACCUGCAAUAUUCAUCACCAAACUGGAGAAGAUAG
Candida dubliniensis CD36 is the source of this 2139-nucleotide messenger RNA. RefSeq names its product Tcc1p (gene TCC1). NCBI's taxonomy places the organism in Eukaryota, Fungi, Ascomycota, Pichiomycetes, Serinales, Debaryomycetaceae. The record is from RefSeq and is a predicted model, not a curated record. Gene Ontology annotation, biological process: regulation of gene expression. The transcript has a single exon. Gene Ontology annotation, molecular function: RNA polymerase II cis-regulatory region sequence-specific DNA binding; protein binding; chromatin DNA binding. Bases 1 to 2139 code for a protein of 712 amino acids.